Alligator sinensis (Chinese alligator) is the source of this 1120-nucleotide messenger RNA. It is a transcript of the gene APOBEC2, whose product is annotated as apolipoprotein B mRNA editing enzyme catalytic subunit 2. The coding region runs from base 269 to 955 and encodes 228 amino acids. Gene Ontology annotation, biological process: cytidine to uridine editing. The transcript has 3 exons. The record is from RefSeq and is a predicted model, not a curated record. Gene Ontology annotation, cellular component: cytoplasm; nucleus. Gene Ontology annotation, molecular function: RNA binding; cytidine deaminase activity. NCBI's taxonomy places the organism in Eukaryota, Metazoa, Chordata, Crocodylia, Alligatoridae.
CUUUAAAUUAAAAAGGGGAGCGAGAGGGAUUGUUAAAAGGCCUUAGCACAGGAGGAGACAUCUGAGAGUCCUCUGGUCAUCCUACCCAAUCCAGUCUCUGUCAUUGCUGCUUUGUUCCAUAUUUAGCUCCUGACAACUCUGCCUGUUGCUGGAACUCCCUGCUUCUUUUAUCCCCUCACUCUGUGCUGUCUCUCUUCCUUGACAGCUCACGGACAUUGCUCUUGCUCUUUCCUAGUGAUCUUAACCUGGUACAGCCAUAGUCAGCAAGAUGGCUGAAAAGCAGGAAAACCCUGAAAACACCCAGAAUGGUGAGCCGGAGACUGAAAAUGCAGAGCUGACUGAGGAGGAGAAGGAGAAGGAGAAGGAGAGGAAGAAGAAGGAACUGGAGGAACUGCCCCCCUUUGAAAUUGUGUCAGGGGAACGCCUCCCUGCCUUCUUUUUCAAAUUCCAGUUCAAGAAUGUGGAAUAUAGCUCAGGCAGGAACAAGACCUUUUUAUGUUAUAUUGUAGAAACCCAAGGCAAAGAGUCAGGGACCAUUCGGGGUUACCUGGAGGAUGAGCAUGCAGCAGCCCAUGCUGAAGAUGCUUUCUUUAAUACCAUCUUGCCUGAAUGUGAAUCCAGCCUGCGCUACAACGUCACCUGGUACGUCUCCUCCAGCCCCUGUGUGGCCUGUGCAGAGCGAAUAGCUGAGAUUCUGAAGAAGAACAAAAACCUGCGCCUCACUAUCCUGGUGAGCCGUCUCUUCAUGUGGGAGGAGCCUGAGAUGCAGGCUGUCCUGAAGAAAAUGAAGGCAGCUGGAUGCAAGCUGAGGAUUAUGAAGCCUCAAGACUUUGAAUAUGUUUGGCAGAACUUUGUGGAGCAGGAGGAAGGAGAAUCAAAGGACUUCGUACCCUGGGAGGACAUUCAAGAGAACUUCCUGUAUUAUGAGGAGAAGUUGGCUGAGGUUCUGCACUGAGGCUCACGGCCAGUUUGCAAGAGAUCUGUUACCCAAUGAAGAGACAAGCAUGACAGACUUGGACAUCUGGGACACUCCUUCAGCUUUCCCCAUCUAGCAGGAUGCAACACAAACCUCUAGCAGACAUGGCCCUGAUGGACUAAAAUAUAUAUUUAUCAUGCAGCA